Sorghum bicolor (sorghum) is the source of this 2643-nucleotide messenger RNA. RefSeq lists its product as uncharacterized. The coding region runs from base 1397 to 2443 and encodes 348 amino acids. The record is from RefSeq and is a predicted model, not a curated record. The transcript has a single exon. NCBI's taxonomy places the organism in Eukaryota, Viridiplantae, Streptophyta, Magnoliopsida, Poales, Poaceae.
ACCAUGGUGGUGAUAUGAUGUUUCUACUCCCUUUUCACAGAAAAGAAUGUCAGUUGUCAGCUGCUGCCUUGCCUAGAAUGCCCUAUUCCUCAAUCUUUUGCCAUGUUUCAUUGAUGAAUUGGGAAACUACCUCCCUCUUUUGAGCUCCAGCUAGUGUUAUCCACCUCCUGCCAAUCUGCCAUACUUGGUCAGCACAAUCCUUGGCCCCUCACGGUCACGGCAUUGUCACUUUGAUCUUGUUUUUUUGACAUGGUAGAGUUCGUCGUUACUGCAAUCUUUGCAGGAUGAAAAAGACGGUUGUGCUUCAUAAGGAAGUCUCCAACAGUGUGUAGCCAGUUGUCUGCACCGGAGAGCUGAGUGUUUGUUGUUUGUUUAUUUCUUAUAUUUUAUAUAUUAUACAAAAGACUCCCUGGGGCAUCUUAUACUUGAUUGAUAUUAAGGAAAAUAAGGACCGAUACAUAAAAGGUCAUGCCAAGAAAGAAACUUGCAUCAGAUUUGACGAACUCUUCUCUAUGGAUACAAUUAUGGUAACAAUGUGUUUUCUCCAAUCACCAUCGUGCCACCGGAUGCAAAUAGGGAUAAACAGAGAGCCAAGCAAGAUCGAGAGGAACUUAGAGCAUCUCCAAGAGUUCCCUAAAUUCCACUUGCCAAAUCUUCUAUUUUAGCAACUUGAUAAAAUAUUUGCCAAGUCAAAAUUUGUUGUUUCUCCAAGAGUUUGCUAUUUGGGCUUGCGAAACUAAAAAAUGAGGCCCACAAACCGGCUUUUGGUCCGACGGAAUUAACAGGCAGGGGCUGUCACCGAUUGUUUUCUGGCAGCCGGUGCACCCGCGACCGUAUUCCUUGCCGCCGCCGCCGCCGAGGUGAACGAUCAACUCCUCGUGAGAUCAAGGCUGCGUGAGUCUCCCUCCUUUGUGAGAUCAACCAGCGUCAGUCACAUCAAGGCAGCAGGGUGCGUCACUCCCUCGCACAGGUAAUUCACGAACCUCCUAUCCGAUAUUUUUUUUUGUUUUUUGUUCAUACAACUUCGAAGGACUGCUGAUGUAGACAGUAAUUCCUCACGAAUCAUGCCUAGGAAGAGAUCUCUUCUCCAAAAACAAUUGGAUGAUUCAUCAUCCGAUGACGAUUGUUCUAUAAUAUUAUCGGCUGCUCAAAUUUUGCAAAUCGCUAGCAAGGAAAAAGGGCCACAUGGUGGAUCUGUCAAAGGUCACAAAGUUAUUUACCGUGAUAGAGAAGCCGGCCAUGAAAGGAUGUAUCAAGAUUAUUUGGCUGAAAAUCCAACAUAUGGGUCCGAAUUAUUCCGUAGAAGGUUGUUCAUAAUAAUUUUUAGAUAAAAUUGUUAUAUUUGAUCUCAUAUUUAUUUGUGUAAAUAUUUUGGUUAUUUUGGUUCAGGUACCGGAUGUCUAGGAAUCUUUUCUUACGCAUAAUGAGUGAUGUAGAAGACCAUGAUGACUACUUUGUGCAGAAAAGAAAUGCAGCUAAUGUUCUUGGCUUGAGUUGCUUCCAAAAAGUCACUGCGGCAAUGCGUAUGCUGACUUAUGGAACAGCUGCUGAUGCGGCAGAUGAGUAUGUUCGUAUUGGUGAAAGUACAACGCUGGAGAGCCUGCGUCACUUCGUUCGUGCAGUUGUUGAGCUGUAUGAAGAUGAAUACCUCAGGCAACCCAAUGAGGCGGACACAACACGAUUACUUGCAAUGGGUGAGAAAAAAGGAUUUUCAGGAAUGUUAGGGUCCAUUGACUGCAUGCAUUGGGUGUGGAAGAAUUGUCCAUAUGAUAAGCAGGGUCAGUACAAGGGCCAUGUAGAUAAGGCCACCAUCAUUUUGGAGGCUGUUGCUUCAGAUGACCUUUGGAUAUGGCAUGCUUUCUUUGGAUUGCCCGGGUCUCAUAAUGAUAUCAAUGUUCUUCAUAGAUCACCUUUGUUUGACAACCUGGCAGAAGGUAGAGCUCCAGCAGUUAACUUUUCUGUCAAUGGCCACGACUACAACAUGGGUUAUUAUCUUUCAGAUGGCAUAUACCCAUCUUGGGCUACUUUAAUUCAGUCUAUCAGUCGUCCUAUGGGUAAUAAGCAGCAAUACUUUGCCAAAGCGCAAGAAGCAGCAAGGAAAAUGGUGGAGAGGGCAUUUGGCGUUCUUCAAUCUAGGUUCGCCAUUGUUCGUGGUGGGGCACGUUUUUGGGACAUUGAGACAUUAACACUAAUCAUGAGGGCUUGUGUUAUCAUGCAUAACAUGAUCGUCGAAGAUGAAGGAUUCAUGGUGGACCAUAAUGAGUCAUUCGAUUAUGGAGGUGAGACUGUGGAACCUGCACGUGGCCGGCUAGCUCGCACGCUUGAUGAAUAUAUUGAAGCACAUCAGCAAAUCAGAAACAAAGACACCCAUGUGCAACUGAAAGAAGAUCUCAUCGAACAUCUUUGGAACCAUCAUCCAGAUUUGUACUCAUACAAAAUAUGAGCCUUAUUUUGUAUUAAUUUAGCAUUACAAAAAUUUUACAAAGUAUUUCGUGGCUUGGAUAUACAUAAUGUUGGUUGCCUCAUCAGUGUAAAAGAAUGCUGCAAAUGCUUGUGCUAUUGAUGGCAGCACAAGGCGUUCCCUGCCCUGUACAAGCUUGGCAGAACGAAUUUUCCAACUCAAUGUUUACAUAAUGAAAUCAG